Perca flavescens (yellow perch) is the source of this 2859-nucleotide messenger RNA. Its product is annotated as intestinal mucin-like protein. The coding region runs from base 1 to 2388 and encodes 795 amino acids. The record is from RefSeq and is a predicted model, not a curated record. NCBI's taxonomy places the organism in Eukaryota, Metazoa, Chordata, Actinopteri, Perciformes, Percidae. Gene Ontology annotation, cellular component: extracellular matrix. The transcript is spliced from 18 exons. Gene Ontology annotation, molecular function: protein binding.
AUGUACAAUAAGACUGAUGGAGAAGGCUGGUGUUUCACUGCAUAUUGCAAUUUGACAUGCAAUGUGGAGAAGCUUGCCAGACCAUGUCACUCUACUACUCCACCAACUCCUCAAACCACCACCAUAACAAAACAACCCUGUUUUUAUCUUAAUCCACCUAGAAAGCAUGGUGAGUCAUGGAGUUUAAAUAACUGCACCAGAGAUACAUGCGACAAUGGAAGGGUAAUGACAGAACAUGUGCUAUGUAAACCAGUGACCGAGACUGUAUGUGAAAAUGGGCUCCAACCAGUCAGGGUUUAUGAUGAAGGAGGCUGCUGUUUCCACUAUGAAUGCACUUGUGUUUGUUAUGGCUGGGGAGAUCCUCAUUAUGUGACAUUUGAUGGCCAGUAUUACAGCAUGCAGAAAAACUGCACAUAUGUCCUUGUGAAAGAGAUCAUUCCUCAAUACAAUUUUAAGAUUCUUAUCAAUAACGAAAACUGUGAUGCCUCUGGAACUGUGACCUGUGCUAAAUCCUUGAUUGUGUAUUACAAAAACUAUGAAGUUAUUCUUACACAGGACAGAAUCCCAAAGACCUUGAACAAGGUGUAUGUCAACGGCAAGCAGGUAGUCCCAACCUACCUUAAUGAUGACUUCAUCAUAACAAGUACAGCAAUUGAGCUGCUCUUGAGAAUCCCGGCAAUUAAUGCAGUUGUGAUGUUCAAAGGGCUUUUGUUCAGCGUUGACUUGCCAUUUUCCCUUUUCCACAACAACACAGAGGGACAGUGUGGUACCUGUGACAAUAACAGGAAAAAUGACUGCAGAUUACCAAAUGGCCAGAUUAAUCCUACAUGCUCAGAGAUGGGAAAUUGGUCUGUACCAGAUAAGAACAAGCCAUAUUGUGAUAAGCCUCCAAAACCAACCCCAACACAAAAACCUACACCAAUACCAUGCAAACCUGACAUUUGUGAAAUUCUGAUCAGCAAGGUGUUUGAGCAAUGCCACAAAGUACUCUCACCACUACCAUUUUAUGAGGCCUGUAAAUUUGAUGUUUGCCACGAGGACAAACCCAACUUCGGUUGUUUCAGUAUGGAGGCGUACUCCAAGAUGUGUGCUGAAGCAUCUGUCUGCAUACCCUGGAGGAAUGCUACAAACGGACUGUGUGAAUAUGCAUGUCCAAAAAACAAGGUCUACAAGGCUUGUGGACCAACUGUUGUACAAACUUGCAAUGCAAGAUACAAUGAAGAAUAUGCACAAAAAUGCCAGGGAAAAAAUGGAAACCAGAACCAAGCUUGUACUGGCUUCAUGGAGGGAUGUUUCUGCCCAGAGGGGCUGACUCUGUUCAGUUCGAAUUCUGACCUUUGUGUCUCCGUCUGUUGUACUGGACCUGAUGGCCAACCUAAACAGCUUGGUGAUACUUGGCAGAGUGGCUGUAAGCAGUGUGCUUGUGAUAAGAACGCUCUGAGUGUUCGGUGUGAGCCUCUAAUAUGUCCCACUCAAGAACCAAUAACCUGUACUGAGGAAGGAGAGGUGUUGGUGGCCCAUACAGUGGACUGCUGUGAGAGACUGACCUGUGAAUGCAAAAUGAGCCGUUGUUCAGUGACAACACAGAAGUGCCAACUGGGAUUUGAAUUAAAAAUCAACAUGUCAAAUGACACUUGCUGUCCAUCUUACCGCUGUGUACCUAAAGAUGUCUGUGUCUUCAAUAAUACUGAGUACCAGCCCGGUAUGGAUUUCUCCAAAAACCCAUGUGAAUCAUGCCGCUGUACUGAAAGUCAGGCUCCCAACAGCAAGUUGAACACUAUUACAUGUCAUGUGAAGCAGUGUUCCACACUGUGUUCAGAGGGCUAUGUGUAUGAAAACACACCUGGACAAUGUUGUGGAUCAUGUAAAAAAACAAGCUGUGUUAUGGAGGUCCCAGGUUUCACUUCUCCGAUAAUUAUUAAGCCUUCUGAGUCUUGGUCACCACCAAAUGACAACUGUACCAAGUAUGAUUGCCAAAAGGUGAAGAAUGAGUUUAUAACCUCUAAAAAACAAACAACAUGUCCUGCAUUUGAUCCAGAGAACUGCGUUCCUGGAACUGAACAAAGUGACAUCAACGGUUGUUGCAAAACUUGUACUCCUCUUACGAACUGUCAAAUGACCAGGAACACCACCUAUCUGCAGACAAAGAACUGCAAGUCGGUUGAGCCAGUGGAAAUCACAGCCUGUGCAGGAUCCUGUGGCGCGUCCUCAUCAAUGUACUCUGCAGAAAACAACCGUUUGAUGCAUUCGUGCUCAUGCUGUCAAGAAAUGACCACCAGUGAGAAGAACGUGAAGAUGACCUGCGCUGAUGGCAGCACGAUGCAGCACUCCUACAUUUCAGUUGACAAGUGUGGCUGCCAAGUCGCUGAAUGUAAAGACAACAUUUAAAGCAAAACUAAAGUUCAUUAAAGGGAAAUCUAACUAAUAUACUUUAUUAAACUUAAACAACUCCUCUCCAAAAACUAUUAGAGUCAAGACUCAAUAUGUGAAGACACACACUCCUUAGGAUUCAGCAUCGCCAAAUAAGGGUGAAUAAGUUAAACCUUUUAAACAGCAGAGAUGUGGUGUCCUGGUGUCUCUUUUAGCUUUUGAAGAGGUUGAUCUUUUUGAAAACUAAACAAUGUGGUGUUUUUAGUCUUAUAGGGUCUUUUUCUUACUUUUACUGUAAAUGACUUGAGUGAUAAAAGACACAUGAAUGGCUUUAGAUAUUACAGUACAUUGUCAUUGUCUUUUGGGGAAUGGGAUUAUAUUUGUGGUAAUGUGUGAAAGAUUUAAAACAUGGAUUGAUUUUAAAUGGUUUUUCAUUAUUUCUAACAGCACCAUCAACAUAAAUGAUCUUACAACCCAAUGAAUAUAUAA